This is a messenger RNA of Onychomys torridus (southern grasshopper mouse), 1088 nucleotides long. Its product is annotated as apolipoprotein L3-like. Gene Ontology annotation, cellular component: membrane; extracellular region. The record is from RefSeq and is a predicted model, not a curated record. The coding region runs from base 99 to 1088 and encodes 329 amino acids. The transcript has 4 exons. Gene Ontology annotation, biological process: lipid transport; lipoprotein metabolic process. Lineage: Eukaryota; Metazoa; Chordata; Mammalia; Rodentia; Cricetidae. Gene Ontology annotation, molecular function: lipid binding.
AGGAAAGACAGAGCAGCAGUGAAGGCCUGGACACGUGGAGAGUUGUGAGGAAAACCUGUCAAAAUCCUGUGGCUGGUGCUUAGGACUCACUCACGAGCAUGGCUCUGUCAGUGGGAACACGAGUCAUAUCCGAACUCACUGAUGGGCUCACAGAGAAAUACGUAAGAGAGUAUCUGAAGAGCCUGAUAACUGAAGAUGGAGCCUGGAGGGCAUUUGUGAAGGCAGCAGGGUUGUCAAGCGAGGAUGAAGAUGCACUGCGUGAUGCACUGAAGGAGCAUUUAGCACAGGAGCCCACAGAUGAACAUGACAGGCUUGACAGGGAGCUGCAGAAAAAGAGGUUUUUGGAAGAAUUUCCUGGGUUGAAAAGGAAGCUGGAAGAACACAUCAGGAAGCUCCGAGACCUGGCUGACCAUCUUGACCGGGUGCACAAGGGCUGCACCAUCUCCAAUGUGGUGUCUGGCUCUGUUGGCAUUGCCUCUGUACUUGGAUUAGCUCUGGCCCCCUUCACAGGAGGGGCCAGUCUGCUGCUCUCAGCAACUGCAUCAGGGCUAGGAGCAGCUGCAAGUGUGAAUGGCCUUACCACCAGCAUUGUGGAAGAAUCAAGUCAAUUAUCAGAUGAGGCUGAAGCCAGGCGCCUAGUUGGGGCCAGCAAGAGCAUACUUCAGGAGAUUCGGAAUCUCAUCCCUAAGCUUGAAAUCAAAAUAUUUAACACAGGUGUGGAUUUAGUCUAUGCCUGGAAUACCAUAGGGCAGCAGAUGCAUGCCUUCAGGGUGGCCAGAAGCAGCUCUCGCUCUGGAACCCAGGCCAGGAAUCUCAGAAACUUGGCCCAAGGUUCUGAGCAGGUGGGGAAUGCCUUAUCUCACUCUGCUCUCCCAAUGACAGGAGGAGCCAGGAUCACAGGAGCAUGCAUUACAGGUAUCUUCCUUUUAUUGGAUGGGAUUCACCUUGUGACUGACUCAAUGGAUUUGUACAAUGGGGCAACAACAGAGUCAGGGGGAGCUCUGCGGGACCUGGCUCACAAACUGGAGGAGAAGUUGCAGGGAUUUGAGCAGAUCCACAAGGCUCUGCAGUCAGACUUAUUUCAGUGA